Messenger RNA from Magnolia sinica, 2624 nucleotides. RefSeq names its product receptor-like protein 15. Gene Ontology annotation, molecular function: protein binding. The record is from RefSeq and is a predicted model, not a curated record. The transcript is spliced from 4 exons. The coding region runs from base 16 to 2538 and encodes 840 amino acids. NCBI's taxonomy places the organism in Eukaryota, Viridiplantae, Streptophyta, Magnoliopsida, Magnoliales, Magnoliaceae.
GGCCAUAAACACAAUAUGUCAUCCUAUGCAGGUUUCAAAAGAUGGUCGAAAUUGAGCAAGCUAGAGCACCUUGACCUGAGCUAUAACUCAUUCGAUGAAAGUAUCCUACCAUAUUUGGGCGCACUCUCCUCCCUCAAGAGCCUUGAUCUAAGUAAGAAUAAUUUGGAAGGAUGCUUCCCCUCAAAAGAAUUGGCCAACUUGAGCAAACUAGAGGUUUUGGAUUUGGGGGAUAAUCAACUCAAUGGUUCCCUAUUUCUGCAAGAUUUGUGCAAUCUGGAGAAUCUCCAAGAACUGGAUCUUCGAAGAAAUGAAUUGGAAGGGAGCCUUCCUCCAUGUCUCAGCAACUUGUCAUCCCUCCAACAACUUGAUCUCUCCGAGAAUAGACUCAGUGGGCAAAUCUCCUCAUCUCUCAUCUCUAGCCUCACAAUGAUCCGGUUCCUUUCUCUCUCUUACAACCGCUUUGAGGGGUGUCUAUCAUUUAGCUCAUUUGCUAAUCUUUCCAAGCUCGAGGUUGUGGAACUUUCGGUACUGAACGGUACACAUCUUGAUGGCGAUGUUAUAACUUAUCCCAAUCAGUUAGAGGUUGAAACUGAAUCCACACCUUGGGUUCCAAAAUUCCAGUUGGAAGUCCUCCACCUAUCAAACUGCAACAUCAACAAGCUCACUGGUACCAUUCCCAGCUUCCUUUCCACCCAAUAUGACUUGAUAUCAUUGGACCUUUCCCACAACAACAUGAAGGGAAACUUCCCAUCUUGGUUGUUAGAGAAUAAUAAAAGACUUAAAAUGCUAGACCUUGGAAGCAACUCCUUAGCUGGCUCAUUCCAUCUGUCACCUCAUUCUAACAACCUGACCGCAUUAUUUCUGGACGUCUCCAGCAACCACAUCUCCGGACAACUUCCUGAAAAUAUCGGUCUCUGCCUUCCAAAUUUAAGAUACUUAAACAUGUCUAUAAAUGCUCUUCAUGGUAGCAUUCCUCUGUCGAUGGGUAACAUGAGUGAAUUGUUUUCUUUAGAUUUGUCGAGAAACAAUUUUUCAGGAGAAAUACCAGAGCAGUUGGCCAUGGGUUGCAUCUCAUUGGAAACUUUGAAGCUAUCAAACAAUAGAUUACAAGGCCCAGUGCUACCAACUCAUUCGAACUUGACUCAGUUACAGUAUCUGUAUUUGGAUGGCAAUGGAUUCACCGGGAGGAUCUCAGCUGGUCUAUUCAAAAGCACGCAUCUAUGGAUUUUGGAUGUUGGUAAAAACAACAUAUCAGGUCGUCUUCCAGCACAGAUUGGGAACUUUUCUAAGUUGAAGUGGCUUUCCAUGCCCGGAAACUAUUUGGAAGGUCCUAUUCCAACUGAGUAUUGCAAACUCUCUCUUCUUUCCUUUUUGGACCUUUCCCAAAAUGGAAUUUUUGGUCCCAUACCUUCAUGCUUCGAUCUAUCUCUGAAAUUCUUACAUUUGCAAGGAAAUGAGCUUACAGGAUUGCUGCCAACUGCUUUAUCCAAAAUUUCCUCCCUUGUUACAUUGGAUGUCAGCGACAACUACUUCUCUGGUAAUAUUCCAAAUUGGAUUGGUACACUUCAAAAUUUAAGGUUUCUUCUCCUCGGAGGAAAUAAUUUGCAAGGUCACAUUCCCAUGCAGUUGUGUCAACUGAAGAACGUCAGCAUAUUAGAUAUUUCACACAAUAAUCUCUCUGGUCCAAUACCACCUUGCUUUGGUAAUAUGACAUUCGGGAGGGCAAGAAUAACUGACUUCUCUACUUUUGUUUUCUAUCCAUGGUCUGCCACUGCCGGUCUAGACAUUGAGCUGCCUGGAUACCGUAUUGAAGUUAGCGUGCCUUUUAUACGUGGACGUAUGACAAAAUCUGAGGAAGAAGUGGAGUUCAUAACAAAGAAGAGGUCUGAAACUUACAAGGGCGAUGUUCUUUACUUGAUGUCCGGUGUAGAUCUGUCAUGGAACCAGUUAACAGGUGAAAUCCCACCUGAAAUUGGAUAUCUAACCGCUACUCAUGCAUUGAACUUGUCCCACAAUCAAUUGAGUGGACCAAUUCCAGAAACCUUCUCAAAUCUAAAACAGAUUGAGAGCUUGGACCUUUCUCACAAUAGAUUGAGUGGGGAGAUUCCUCCUCAACUAACUGAGCUCUACACCUUAUCUACAUUCACAGUGGCAUACAAUAACUUAUCCGGUGUCUUACCGGACAUGAUGAAGGGGCAGUUUAGCACCUUUGGAGAAACCAGCUACGAAGGCAAUCCCCUACUCUGUGGACCACCACUGAAGAGUUGCUUCUCCACUUCUCCGCUACCACCUUCAAUGCCAACAAUGGCAGGUGACAAGGAUGAUGGAAAUGACAUAAUCUUCUAUGCAUGCUUUUCGGUGUCAUGUACUAUGUCGUUCUUGCUUUUCAUAGCACUUCUCUACAUCAACUGCUAUUGGAGAGGUCUAUACUUCUAUUUUGUUGAUGCAUGUAUUGAUUCGUGCUAUUAUUUUGCUUUAGAUAGCUACUAUUUUGCUUUAGACAACCUUCGGAAGGUUUUCACCCGGCCACGUGCAUAACCUUCAAGUCAGAUCAGUUUCUCCCUGUAACUCUUAUUGUAAGACAAUAAUAAUCAUGUUUAUGCAUGGCGUGACUUUUAUUUCAA